Hevea brasiliensis (rubber tree) is the source of this 3001-nucleotide messenger RNA. RefSeq names its product pentatricopeptide repeat-containing protein At5g42450, mitochondrial. NCBI's taxonomy places the organism in Eukaryota, Viridiplantae, Streptophyta, Magnoliopsida, Malpighiales, Euphorbiaceae. Gene Ontology annotation, biological process: RNA modification. Gene Ontology annotation, molecular function: RNA binding; protein binding. The record is from RefSeq and is a predicted model, not a curated record. The transcript has 3 exons. The coding region runs from base 124 to 1701 and encodes 525 amino acids.
AACCGAUGGCAUUUUCCUCUCCAGUUUUCGUGGUCCGGUCCUCUAAUCAACCCCACCCGAAGCUAAGAAGGAGGAAAGACCCGCCUUUUAUCAUUAAGGAGGAAAGACCCGCCAUUCUCACUCAUGAAACUCAGUGUAUGUAGUUUGUCUCUUUCCCUAACUUCACCUAGAAAGAUUUGCAAUUUAGUUGGGAGCCAUUCUUGCAUGGAAACCCAUAAAAUGCAUACUCAUACCCGUAAGCCAGAACCUUCGCUUGUCUCAUUGGAUACCCUGCUUGAUUACUCGAAAUUAAAUACAGAGUCAAAUGCCGAUGAACUGUUCGAUGAAACGCCCAAAUUGGAUGUCGUAUCAGCAACAACUGCAAUCGGACGGUUUGUUAGGCAGCACCGAUACAAAGAAGCUAUACAUUUCUUCUCGAGAAUGCUUUUUUUGAAUAUUAGGCCCAAUGAAUUCACUUUUGGGACUGUAAUUCCCUUGUCAACUGCACUAGAAGACCUUUGUUUAGGGAAGCAAUUUCAUGCUUGUGCAAUGAAGACGGGCGUUAACGGUAUUGUCUUCGUGGGCAGUGCAAUUCUAGAUUUCUAUGCCAAGUUGAGUUCAAUUGAGGAAGCUCGGAAAGCUUUCGAGGACAUCCAAGAGCCUAAUGUGGUCUCUUGCACGACUUUGAUACAUGGGUAUUUGAAGCAAGGUAGGAUUGAGGAUGCUCUUCUGCAUUUCCGAGAGAUGCCCGAGAGAAAUGUGGUAUCAUGGAAUGUGAUGAUUGGCGGAUGUAGCCAAAUGGGCCAAAAUGAAGAGGCUGUAAAUCUCUUUGUUGAGAUGCUGAGACAAGGUUUGAUGCCUGGCCCAUCUACAUUUCCUUGUGCCAUUAGUGCAGUUUCAAAUAUAGCAGCACUUGGGAUGGGCAAAAGUUUUCAUGCUUGCGUCGUUAAGUCCUCGUGUAACUUUGAUGUGUUCGUUGGCAAUUCUUUAAUAAGCUGUUAUGCAAAGUGUGGAAGCAUGGAAGAUAGCCUUUUGGUUUUCAAUAAACUUCCUGAUAGAAAUAUUGUAUCUUGGAAUGCUUUGAUAUGUGGCUUUGCACAGAAUGGAAGGGGAGAGGAUGCUUUAAUCUUCUUUGAGAGGAUGAGAGCUACAGGCAUGAGACCUAAUAGUGUUACACUUCUUGGUCUUUUAUGGGCUUGUAAUCAUGCUGGUCUUGUUGACAAGGGUUCUUUGUACUUCAAUCAAAUUAGGGUUGAGGACCCCAACAUGUUAACACCUGAACACUAUGCUUGUAUGGUUGAUUUACUCUCUCGGUUUGGUCGUUUGAAAGAAGCUGAGGGGCUUCUUCAUGUUUUGCCUUUUGAUCCAGGAAUUGGGUUUUGGAAAGCAUUACUUGGAGGCUGCCACAUCCACUCAAAUGUGGAAUUGGGUGAGUUAGCAGCACAGAAGAUCCUGGCUUUGGAUCCUGAAGAUGUGUCAUCAUAUGUAAUGCUGUCAAAUGCUUAUUCUGCUACUGGCAGAUGGCAGAAUGUGUCAAGAAUAAGAAAAGAAAUGAAGGAGAAGGGAUUGAAGAGGGUUCCAGGUUGUAGUUGGAUUGAAAUUAGAAGCAAAGUUCAUGUCUUUGUCAACAGUGAUAGGAGUCAUUACCAAAAGGAUGACAUUUACAGAGUCUUGAAGUUUUGCACUGAACAGUUAAGAGAUAAUGAAGUGCCAGACUGUUAAUGGAGCUUUAAAGUAAGGUUUCUCACCAUUGAUUUUUCUGUGAGAACAGUAAUUGGAAGUUUGUUCAACUUUAUAACAACACUAGCUGGAUGUUAAAUCAUUGUGCUGCUUAUAAUGUUUUAUAAUUUGUUUGUGGCUUUGUGCAUUUAACUUGACCAAACAAAGAAGACAAAUCUCUAGUAAAUUUGUUUCUAUUAAUAAUUACAAUGGGUUCAAAACAUCACCAUUCUUCAUCUAGGCUCUGAUGAAGUUAGUGUUAACCUUGUUACACCAUUCCUUUCUUUCUAUCGCAUAAAAAGUCAGCAAGUCUUUCAACUAUACACAUGGAUAAAAGUUAUGCCUCAUUAGAUUGAUGGAUUUACAGUAUUGCUGAAGAGAUUGAUAAACUUAGAAUGCCUAUGGAGUAAUCUUUUUUAUAACCUUUAUGCACGUACUUUGAGGAAAUUUAUUUUCAUUGGUUGCAUAUUUAUUUGUUGGUCUGCUGAUGUGUGUGGAGCUGCAAUUUGGCAUAUAUGUUUCUAAAUCUUCAACUGAAGCUAAAUAAUAAAGAGGCAGUUCAUAAAGUUUCGCAAGUUGUGGAAGAGGUGAGUUUGCACAACUACAUUCAAGAUCAUCGCAACUCAAGGUAUGGAAGAGAAAUGUCUAUGGUCAAACUAAAAAUGGCAAUAGGAGGCAGGUCAUAAACCAAUUUAACAUUAUAGUACCUUAAUCUUGGGUCAUUGCAGAAACCAUCCCUGCCACAGAUCAAUUCAUUCCUCCUUCAAGGGAUUUCAUCAAGCUAUACUUUGAUGCAGCUUGUGAUGCAAAGAACAAUGAAGGUUCGACAGCUGCUUUUGCUGCCGAGGUCUUCCAUGUGGAUGGUCUUGCAGGAAGUUUUCGGCCAUUUUGGAACCUCUUAUUCUAGAAAGUCUGGCAUGCGGGGAAGCUAUCUCCUGACCAAUUCAAAAGGCUUUACGAAGGUUGUUUUAGAAGGGGAUUCCCCUUCAAUUAUCCAAGCUCUUCGAGGAGGAAUUAAGCCCCUAGCAAUUCAGGGAGUGCUGCAGGAUAUCAUCACUCUUACCUGAAUCUUUUGAUCAGCUAUCCUUCUUCUUUGUAAAAAGAAAUGGUAACCAAGCUCCUCAUAGCAUAGCUUCCUUAGCUCUUCGGGAUAUGUCUUUCUAUUGUAAUCCUCUCAUGCAGCUUCAUUUUGUAACUCUUUGAUGCCCUGUUAGUCCUCAAUUCCUUGUUGUGCAAGGCCGCAGAAAGGGCAUUGAACUUCUGAACUUCAACAUUUUCAACACGUACCAUUUCUAGUUGUUAA